This is a messenger RNA of Echinops telfairi (small Madagascar hedgehog), 2923 nucleotides long. It is a transcript of the gene OSBPL9, whose product is annotated as oxysterol binding protein like 9. The record is from RefSeq and is a predicted model, not a curated record. Gene Ontology annotation, molecular function: sterol binding. The coding region runs from base 1 to 2316 and encodes 771 amino acids. Gene Ontology annotation, cellular component: intracellular membrane-bounded organelle; membrane; cytosol. NCBI's taxonomy places the organism in Eukaryota, Metazoa, Chordata, Mammalia, Afrosoricida, Tenrecidae. The transcript is spliced from 25 exons.
AUGGCGUCCAUCAUGGAGGGGCCGCUCAGCAAGUGGACUAACGUGAUGAAGGGCUGGCAGUAUCGCUGGUUCGUGCUGGACUACAAUGCGGGGCUGCUCUCCUACUACACGUCCAAAGACAAAAUGAUGAGAGGCUCACGCAGAGGAUGUGUUAGACUCAGAGGAGCUGUGAUUGGUAUAGACGAUGAGGACGACAGCACCUUCACAAUAACUGUUGAUCAGAAAACCUUCCAUUUCCAGGCUCGUGAUGCUGAUGAGCGAGAGAAGUGGAUCCAUGCCUUAGAAGAAACAAUUCUUCGACAUACUCUCCAGCUUCAAAUCAGUACUACACUUGCUUUUUUCCAGUCUUCUGGUAUCUCUCCAGUUCUUGAAUUUUCAAAAAUAAUUGUAAGUGAUUCAAUUGGUUUAGAUCCGGGAUUUGUUCCUAGUGUCCAAGACUUUGAUAAGAAACUUACAGAGGCUGAUGCUUAUCUACAAAUUUUGAUAGAACAAUUAAAGCUUUUUGAUGACAAACUUCAAAAUUGCAAGGAUGAUGAACAGAGAAAGAAAAUUGAAACCCUCAAAGAGACAACAAAUAGCAUGGUAGAAUCAAUCAAACACUGCAUUGUAUUGCUGCAGAUUGCUAAAGACCAGUGUAAUGCGGAGCAGCACGCAGAUGGAAUUAUAAGUACUAUCAAUCCUGUAGAUGCAAUAUAUCAACCUAGUCCCUUGGAACCUGUGAUAAGCACAAUGCCUUCCCAGACGGUCUUACCUUCAGAACCUGCUCAGUUGUGUAGUAAGUCAGAGCAGCGUCCAUCCUCCCUACCAGUUGGACCUGUAUUAGCUACUCUGGGACGCCAUCAGACUCCAACGCCAAAUAGUACAGGCAGCGGACACUCAGCACCCAGUAGCAGUCUCACUUCUCCCAGCCACGUCACCUUGUCUCCAAACACAGUCCCAGAGUUCUCGUACUCCAGCAGUGAGGACGAGUUCUAUGAUGCUGAUGAAUUCCAUCAAAGUGGCUCCUCUCCAAAGCGCUUAAUAGAAAAUUGGUUGUUUUGUAGUUCCUCUGGAUCUGCCUCAGUCUUGACACACAGCAGCUCGGGGAAUAGCCUGAAGCGGCCAGACACCACAGAAUCCCUUCAUUCGUCCUUGUCCAAUGGAGCCAGUGAUGCUGACCUUUUUGAUUCCCAUGACGAUAGAGAUGAUGAAGGAGAGGCAGGCUCCGUGGAAGAGCACAAGAGUGUUAUCAUGCAUAUCUUGUCCCAGGUUCGGCUUGGAAUGGAUCUUACUAAGGUAGUUCUUCCAACAUUUAUUCUUGAAAGAAGAUCUCUUUUAGAAAUGUAUGCAGACUUUUUUGCACACCCGGACCUCUUUGUCAGCAUUAGUGACCAGAAGGAUCCCAAAGACCGAAUGGUGCAGGUGGUAAAGUGGUAUCUCUCAGCCUUUCAUGCAGGAAGGAAAGGGUCUGUUGCCAAGAAACCAUACAACCCCAUUUUGGGUGAGAUUUUUCAGUGUCACUGGACGUUACCAAAUGACACUGACGAGAACGCAGAGCUAGUUUCAGAAGGACCAGUUCCCUGGGUUUCUAAAAACAGUGUAACCUUUGUGGCUGAACAGGUUUCCCAUCAUCCACCCAUUUCAGCUUUUUAUGCUGAGUGUUUUAACAAGAAGAUACAAUUCAAUGCGCAUAUAUGGACCAAGUCAAAAUUCCUUGGGAUGUCAAUUGGGGUGCACAACAUAGGGCAAGGCUGUGUCUCUUGUCUAGACUAUGAUGAACAUUACAUUCUCACAUUCCCCAAUGGUUAUGGAAGGUCCAUCCUCACGGUGCCCUGGGUGGAGCUAGGAGGAGAAUGCAAUAUUAAUUGUUCCAAAACAGGCUAUAGUGCAAAUAUCGUCUUCCACACUAAGCCUUUUUAUGGAGGAAAGAAGCACAGAAUUACCGCUGAGAUUUUUCCUCCAAAUGAUAAGAAGUCUCUUUGCUCAAUUGAAGGAGAAUGGAAUGGUGUCAUGUACGCAAAAUAUGCAACAGGGGAAAAUACAGUCUUUAUAGAUACCAAAAAGUUGCCUAUAAUAAAGAAGAAAGUGAGGAAGUUGGAAGAUCAGAAUGAGUAUGAAUCCCGCUGCCUUUGGAAAGAUGUCACUUUCAACUUAAAAAUCAGAGACAUUGAUGCAGCAACCGAAGCAAAGCAUAAACUUGAAGAAAGACAAAGAGCAGAAGCCCGGGAAAGGAAAGAGAAGGAAAUUCAAUGGGAGACAAGGUUAUUUCAUGAAGAUGGAGAAUGUUGGGUUUAUGAUGAACCAUUACUGAAGCGCCUGGGUGCUGCCAAACACUAGAUUGGGAAACGUUUACCCCUGGUGACCAGGGCAGUAGGCAUAAUGAAGCAUCAAUCAAUCUUCCUUUGGGAGAAUCUAUUCACUCCCUUCUUAUUGCAGUGGUUCCUAUCUCAGGGAUACUGGACUUGCUGAAGCAGAUGAACAAUUUAAAGCAAGAAAAGCUUUCUUCUUCUCUCUUCUGUGGCAGUUAGGAUUUUGACUUCAGUCCUGAGAAGAAACUCAGGCAUUGAAAGCAGAUGUCACUAAGCUCUGAAAAAGCAUUUAUAAUCCUGUCUCAAACUCUGCACUCUAGUACUGCUAUUGAGAUAUGACAUUUCCUAGUUCAUAUCAUCUUGGUUCUAUCUAUAUAUAUAUACACACACACACACACAUACAUAUAUACAAAAUAUACUUGAUGCAAAAUUGUGCAUAAUACUCCAUCUGUAAAUAAUGAUUCCUCUGUUUUAGAAAAUUAGUGGUUAUUAAAAUCAAGUGUUAGGAAAUUUCAUGGUCUCAUCUAUAACUUUUAUUUUGGAAUUGAGCUAUUACAUUGUAUCUUAACUCUGGACCACAGUUUAAUUAUAUUUAGUGCUACUUAAGGCUUCAUAAAGUAAAUUUUCCAAUCUUU